Molecule: messenger RNA, 447 nt
Organism: Arctia plantaginis
Lineage: Eukaryota; Metazoa; Arthropoda; Insecta; Lepidoptera; Erebidae
Source: the annotation of a GenBank genome assembly
AUGUACAUUGAACCGAGGGACGUAAUCCGACUGGAAACCCAGUACUGGUCUUUGGUAGAGAUUCCUCGUCAGGAGAAAGCGGAAACGGUGCCAGCGUUCGUUCUUCGUGCAUGUGCUAUAAUGGAGAAGACGCAAAAAUCUGGAGAAGGAGUGAAAACUUCCUCCAAACUUGCUGAAGAGGCUGCGGAUAGAAGAGAACGGAUAGAAAGACUGAAUGACAUGACAACAUCGCAGAUUGAAACAGAAAAUACACAAAUGACAAAUGAUUUGUACCGUCUACUUAAGAAGUAUACUGGACUGCGAAAUCUUAUAAGAGAAUUGAAGUCGGAGUACGUGAGCACAAAAGUGUACCCGAUGUUCCCCCGCUACACGAUGCUCAAAGACAUGAUCAAGGAUAUCAUGCACGAUCCUGACUACAUGGAGGUCUGCCAUGAAGUGGACCCAUAG